AUGACGCGGCCCACUCGUAGCACAUCCAAGAAGUCACGGCCCCAGACGCCGCUGCUUUCUGCCGAAGAAGACCUAGACCUUUUCGCCGAAAAGGCAUCAAGCCAGCUUCAGAAUCUUGAGGAAUUGAGCCUCCACUUCGAGGACAUCGUCCGCCGACACAGCAAGACUCACUCGCGAGAACAUCUAAUCGCCCUUCUUCCCCUCCCGAUUCAAAAGGUCCUCGACGCUGCCGGCCCGCGACGUCACUCCAACAUUUCUUACUACAUCAAGUCGAUUUCGGUCACGUAG
Molecule: messenger RNA, 288 nt
Organism: Colletotrichum graminicola M1.001
Lineage: Eukaryota; Fungi; Ascomycota; Sordariomycetes; Glomerellales; Glomerellaceae
Exons: 1
Coding region: 1-288 (95 amino acids)
Source: RefSeq, a predicted model, not a curated record